Messenger RNA from Microplitis mediator, 638 nucleotides. RefSeq lists its product as uncharacterized. The transcript has 2 exons. Bases 125 to 550 code for a protein of 141 amino acids. The record is from RefSeq and is a predicted model, not a curated record. Lineage: Eukaryota; Metazoa; Arthropoda; Insecta; Hymenoptera; Braconidae.
CAUCACUGCAGCAUCAUAUAGGAAUCGUGCAAAGUUCCAUUAUGACUUUAUCGAACACAAACUACAACCAGAUGGAUCUAUUUUAUUAUAAUGUGAAACCACUGUAGAGAAUAUUAUAACAAAAAUGUUUCGAGACAUGCCGAGCAUUGUAAUCACAAUCAAAUGUAAUACAUGCAAACAAAAACGCCAAAGAAAUGUUAUUGCACCCGUGAUCUACCCGUCUAACAUGAGUCAAGAUGAAAUUGACUUGAGCAGUUUGGAAAAUUUAUCCAUGAAAACACCAUGCAAUACAAAGGAAUGUAAAGGACUUACAGAAACGAGUAUUUCUUCUUUAGGAAAUGCAAUUAUUUUUGAAGUGUUCAACAGAGGCACAAACGAGAAAAUAAAGUUGAACUCUUUGCCACGGAGUUUCAAAAAUCCUGAAAACAUGAAAGAAAUUUACAAGCUCGUUGGAGCAGUAGAUUUCAUGCCCCCUGCAGUUAACCUUCGAUCUUCGUCGGAUGUAAGGUUAGGACACUUUACGGCCGUGUGUCUACGGGGUACUCAAUGAACAGAAUACGACGAUCGAUUUGAAAAAGCAAUAAACCGAAAAAAUACACAUUCAAUUAAUCCCCGAAUGGUAUUGUAUGCUAAAAUCA